AUGUUUGACAAUUGUCACACCACAAUAUACAUAGGUGGUCAAGAAGAAAGAUUCGUAAGGUUGAAUGUUUUGGAUUCGAGUUUGUCAUAUCCAUCUAAUAUAAUGAAGAGGUGUGGAUUCAAUAUAGAAGGAGCACCCCCUUCUGGUCAUCCACGUACUACUGCAUCCAAAUCAAUUAAGUACGUGAGAAGAAGGUCUGAAGGACUUAUAAAUUUUGGCCAAACUUUAAAAACCGGAGUCUCACGUGCAGUGUUUUCAGAAGAUCUAAAAGUCUCUGAGAACAAAAUAAUCGAUCCUCAAGACAAAACACUUUUGUUAUGGAACAAGUUUCUGGUGUUAUCUUGCAUUCUUGCAGUAUAUGUGGAUCCUUUAUUUUUCUAUAUUCCCGUUUAUCAUAAUACGGAAAGUUGCUUAAAAAUACAUAGAAGUUUAGCACACUCCAUUACAACUGUGAGAACCAUAGUCGAUAUUUUCUACCUUGUACGCAUUGGUCUCCAGUUUCGUACAGCUUAUAUAGCACCAUCAUCAAGAGUGUUUGGACGUGGUGAACUUGUGAUAGAUCCUGCACAGAUUGCAAGAAGAUAUAUGCAACGUUAUUUCUUUGUUGACAUUCUCUCUGUGCUACCUUUACCACAGAUUGUGGUGUGGAGGUUUCUUCAGAAUGAUCAUGGUUCGGGUGUUUUGGGUACAAAAAAGAUUUUACUGUGGAUUGUGAUUGUGCAAUAUAUUCCUAGAUCUCUUCGUAUUCUACCAUUGUUUUCAGAGCUCAAAAAAACUGUGGGUGUCAUUACUGAAACAGCUUGGGCUGGUGCAGCUUACUAUUUGGUUUGGUUUGUUCUUGCUGGUCAUAUAUUUGGAGCUUUCUGGUAUCUGUUGGCUGUGGAACGUAAGAGUGCAUGUUGGGCGCAAGCAUGUCGUGAUGAGAGUAAAUGUGAGAUAGAAUAUCUUUACUGUGGGCAUGACGAGACAGAAGGAUACAAAGCUUGGCUGCAAGUUGCUAAAGCCACUCUUGAUGAACAUUGCGUUGAAAGUGAAUCCUAUGGAGAAUUUGAUUAUGGGAUUUACUUACAAGCUGUGCAAUCUCAAGUUGAUUCCUCUGAACAUUUUCCAUCUAAAUACUGCUACUGUUUGUGGUGGGGCUUAAGAAACUUAAGUACACUAGGUCAGGGGCUUGAAACCAGUACAUAUGCUAAAGAAAUUAUUUUCUCAAUCAUAAUCGCCAUUUCUGGGCUCAUACUCUUUGCUCUUCUCAUCGGCAACAUGCAGACGUAUCUUCAAUCGCUUUCGGUUCGUUUAGAGGAGAUGAGAAUCAAAAGGCGUGACUCUGAACAAUGGAUGCAUCACAGAUUGCUUCCUCAAGAGCUUAAAGAACGAGUGCGAAGAUACGAUCAGUACAAAUGGGUGGAAACAAGAGGAGUAGAUGAAGAAAGCUUAGUCCAAAGUCUACCAAAAGAUCUCAGAAGGGACAUCAAAAGACACCUCUGUUUAAAUCUAGUAAAAAGGGUUCCAUUGUUUGCAAAUUUUGACGAAAGAUUACUAGACGCCAUAUGCGAGAGACUUAAACCAAGUCUUUACACAGAAAGCACGUUUGUGUUAAGGGAAGGCGACCCGGUCGACGAAAUGUUGUUCAUAAUCCGGGGGCGUUUAGAAAGCGUCACGACAGACGGCGGGAGAAGCGGUUUUUUCAACCGGGGAUUUUUGAAAGAAGGGGAUUUUUGCGGGGAAGAGCUGUUGACGUGGGCGUUGGAUCCGAAAUCGGCGGGUAACCUACCGCCGUCAACACGAACGGUUAUGGCAUUAACGGAGGUGGAAGCGUUUGCGUUGAUCGCAGACGAGGUGAAGUUUAUAACGAGUCAGUUUAGGCGGCUUCAUAGUCGGCAAGUUCAGCAUACUUUCCGGUUUUAUUCACAGCAGUGGCGGACAUGGGCGGCGAGUUUUAUUCAGGCAGCGUGGAGGAGGUAUUCCAGAAGGAAGAUUAUGGAAUUGCAUCGGUUGGAGGAGGAAGAAUCAGAUGAGGAUUAUAUGGAUGAUUAUGAGGAGGAGGAAGAGGAGGAGGAGGAGGUUGAAGAGGAUGUUAAUGAAGAAACUGCGUUGAUUAGAGGGCGGGUGUCGUCGUCGUCGUUUGGUGCGACGAUGUAUGCGUCCAAGUUUGCGGCUAAUGCUAUGAAACGGGUUCAGAGGAAGCGGGGAGUGUCGACCGGGUUUAUUAGUCUUCAAAAGCCUUCCGAGCCGGAUUUUGGUGAUUUGUAG
Messenger RNA from Lactuca saligna, 2250 nucleotides. NCBI's taxonomy places the organism in Eukaryota, Viridiplantae, Streptophyta, Magnoliopsida, Asterales, Asteraceae. The record is from the annotation of a GenBank genome assembly.